Molecule: messenger RNA, 1596 nt
Organism: Pectinophora gossypiella (pink bollworm)
Lineage: Eukaryota; Metazoa; Arthropoda; Insecta; Lepidoptera; Gelechiidae
Product: adenylate kinase 8
Exons: 11
Coding region: 1-1374 (457 amino acids)
Biological process (GO): nucleoside triphosphate biosynthetic process
Cellular component (GO): cytoplasm
Molecular function (GO): ATP binding; AMP kinase activity; nucleoside diphosphate kinase activity
Source: RefSeq, a predicted model, not a curated record
AUGACCGAAACGGAUGCUACAAGACGGCCUUUACAUAUGCCCGAAAAAUUCCUGCCAUAUUUGGAGAAGUAUAGGAUUUACAGAAUGUUCAAGGAUAUGCUGGACGACCUUAUUCUGGCGUUGCCACGGGAUCACCUGAAGCACAUGAAGGUAUUCCUCAGCCAACACAAGCACAGCACCAGGGACACCGACAGAGUUAUGGUGCUUGUUUCCCCUGAACUUAACAUCGACGUCAAGAGACUUGUGAAAGAAUUAAUAAAGGAUAUUGGAAUGUUUGUGGUGACCCGGCGCUUUAUUAUGGACAGAUAUGAAAACCAUGACGACUACGUACCAGGCUGUAUUUCGCCGGCCCUCAUGUCGGAGGUGACAAAGACCCUGACCCUCAAAGAACCGGUCCACACUGCAGGAUGGCUGAUGUUCGACCAUCCUUGCACUGUCCGCGAGGCUCGCUGUCUGCAGCAAGACGGCGUGCUGCCCACAGUGACCCUGGUACUGAUGCCGCCGCCGCCAGUAGCGCCGGUGCCUGACAACACCUCCACGCCCGCUCGCGGCUUCUUCCAACAAGACUUUGAAGGACUCAAAUACGUUUACAGAGCUACGCUGAAGGAGGUGCACAUCGACCCGGAUGACGACAUAGUGAAGAUCUCCAGCAAGUGUUUCAACGGCAUCCGCGCAUGCGCAGGCGGCGCGCAGGGGCCGGGGCAGGGGCACCAGGUGGUGGGCGCGCCGGGGGUCUACCGCGUGCUGCUGAUAGGGCCUCGAGGGUCUGGGCGCAAGACGCAGGCGCGCAUGCUCGCCCGGCACUUUGGUCUUGUGUAUAUUGACUUCACGGAGCUGUACCACAUCGCGAGGGAGAGGAACGACGACGCCGGUGAGAAGCUGCGCAACUACGGCAUCAGCCUGCAGCUUAAGGCAGAGAUCGUGCGCCGGCGCAUCAUGGAGAAGGAUUGCAUCGACCACGGCUGGGUCAUGACUGGCUACCCGGCUACUGGCAACGACUUCGAGAAUAUAGACAACAUGGAAACGCCGCCAAAUCGCGUAAUAAUCCUGAACUCGGACUGGGCGACGUGCAAGCAACGAGCACUGAACGUGGCCGUAGACUGGUGCACCGGCAAGCGAGUCCCGGCGGGCUCCGGGCCGCGCGCGCUUCUACACCCAGGCGAGACCGCGCAGCAGAUCGACGUAGAGUUAGACAACUUCUUCACGGAGGCCGCGGCGGAGCUCCGCGCAGCUGCCGGCAUUACCGCUGUGGAGAUCAACACUCAAGAGGAUACCAUCGAGGAAAUCCAAGUGAAGGUACAAGCAGCAGUGAUCGCCGCGCCGGCCUACGACAUCGUCAGCUGCCAACAACUGCGCAAUGUCCGGGGCGAUUAACUAGCGCAAACCACCGCUUUUUUUUCCAUUCAAUGUUUCGUUGUUAGUAAGACUUCCAUGGUUGAGCCACCGCGAGAAAUUAUUCGGUGGCCAGCCACGAAGGUGAGGUACUCUUGCAUAUUAUACAUAUUUUGCGCGACCUUGGUGUCCGAGUGAGAUUCCGUAAAAUAAGUGCUUCGGUUACUUCACUCUGCCUACCCCUUUAGGGGUUACAAGCGUGAG